This is a messenger RNA of Engraulis encrasicolus (European anchovy), 440 nucleotides long. RefSeq names its product antimicrobial peptide NK-lysin-like. Gene Ontology annotation, biological process: antimicrobial humoral immune response mediated by antimicrobial peptide; killing of cells of another organism; defense response to bacterium. The record is from RefSeq and is a predicted model, not a curated record. The transcript is spliced from 5 exons. The coding region runs from base 75 to 440 and encodes 121 amino acids. Gene Ontology annotation, cellular component: cytolytic granule. Lineage: Eukaryota; Metazoa; Chordata; Actinopteri; Clupeiformes; Engraulidae.
UUGGCGAGACAACACGUAGUCUCUACUUCAGUCAUCAGUAGCCAGUCUUUGAGUAGUGCUGCUGUUUGGUCCAAAUGGCUUUGACUUCUGCCAUUCACGUCACCUUGGGAUUCAUGCUCAUAAUCUCAGUUUUGGGCCUUCCUGACCUAGACUCAGCUGAAGAGGGGUCUGCUGAGAAUGAGUCAGAGCUAUCCCUGAAGUGUAAAGCAUGCAAAAUGAUCGUGGACAAAGUGAGGAAAGGCCUUCCUCAGAAUGCUGACCAGGCGGCGAUUACUCAGCAACUGAAAAAGGUGUGUGCCUCUCUCGGCCCCUUGAAGUCCGUGUGCAAGGGCUUUGUGAAAAGGUAUCUCAGCAAACUAGCAGCAGAGAUCGCCUCUGCGGAUGAUGCAAAGACAGCAUGCGUGGUGCUGCACUUACACAACACACAUCCUGUUUUCUGA